AUGCUGUACACACCAGACCGAGUCCACAGGUACAAGCAGGCGGCCACACGCACUCACUCACGCUGCGAUCACUGCUACGAAGCGAAGAGCGCACUGGAUCACUUUUGGAUCACUUUUACGCACGGGAUGACCAUGGCGGAAUCGGUCCAGGCGCACUUGGUGGUGGAGAUAGACCCGGAGUUUGAGCCCCUCUCCCGCCCGCGUUCGUGCACUUGGCCGCUGCCCAGACCUGAGUUCCUGACCCCGGCAGACUCCAACACGUCGUCUCCCGCUCCGUCAGUGAAGCAGGAGCCCGGCAGUGGUGGUGGUUUUGGAGGCGGUGGUGGGGAUUUUAUCAGUAAUCUGAGUUUGCUGGAGGAGAGCGAGGACUUCCCCGAGAAUGAUCCCAGCGCGCUGCUGUGCCAGGACUUCUGCCAGGACAGCGCGCUCCAGCCCCCUCCUCUCCACACUAAGCAGCAGCAGCAGCAGCAGCAUCACCUGCUCCAGCACCAGAGCCCUCAGCUGACCCAGCCACAGGUGCCUCUGCUGUCCACUCCUGGGACGUCCUCCGCCUCCGCCGCUGCCCAGAGGAAAAGCAGCUCGUCGCGCCGGAACGCCUGGGGGAACAUGUCCUACGCUGACCUCAUCACCAAAGCCAUCGAGAGCUCCCCAGAGAGCCGCCUCACGCUCUCCCAGAUCUACGACUGGAUGGUCAAGAGCGUGCCCUACUUCAAGGACAAAGGGGACAGUAACAGCUCGGCCGGAUGGAAGAAACACGCAGAUAUGGAACACUGGUGCGUCCUGAAGUGCUUCCAAAACAUUACGCAAGACUCAGAAAAGCCAAAGUUGUCCCCCCUCCUCCUCCCUCCCUUCCCCGUGGACUUGGGCGUGCUCUGCUCCCACAGGCUGCAGAGGCGACUGGGCGUCAUGCGGAGCCGUGUUGUGACUCAGGCCGUCUGGCUCUCGGUGACGGGGCCCAGCAGUGUGGAGGUGCAGGUGGGGCUGGAGGAGCUGGACACUGGCCCUGGCACCAGCCUGGUUCUAACCAAGAGCAGCCAGAUGGAACAGUGA
Knipowitschia caucasica is the source of this 1050-nucleotide messenger RNA. Lineage: Eukaryota; Metazoa; Chordata; Actinopteri; Gobiiformes; Gobiidae. The record is from the annotation of a GenBank genome assembly.